Molecule: messenger RNA, 6117 nt
Organism: Callorhinus ursinus (northern fur seal)
Lineage: Eukaryota; Metazoa; Chordata; Mammalia; Carnivora; Otariidae
Source: RefSeq, a predicted model, not a curated record
AGGACCACAGUCCUGGGGGCAGGGGCUCACCCCUCUGGCCCCCGGAACCAGCCGUCCUCGGGGUGCUCAGGGCUGACCUGCCUGGCUGCAACCUUGCCGGUGGAAGCGGGGACGGCCUCAUGGGUCCUCCAGCCAAGAGGAGUGGAGGGCAUUCUUUUGAGAACAAACUCCUUAAAAACAAACCUUGGACCGUCUUGCUUGGGUCUCAAGACGGGAGACUGAGUGCCUGGUGACGCUUGCGGUCUCCGUGGUGGGUGGAGGGGCAGGAGCCCAGCUCUCCUGGGAGCAAAGGUGGAAUCACACACCGGGCCUUUUCUUUCCGUCCAGAGGUUUAAGAUUACCAUCAGCCUGCUCGUGUUUGAAAUCCUCUGAGCAGAAUGUGGAAGAAAGGAGGGAAAAAACAGGGUUUGGGGUUUGGUUUUGUUUUAACCAGGGAAAUGUGCCUCCUCGUGUUUCAUGUUAAGGCCAGACUGAGGCAAUCGGAAAUCAUUAGCUUCGGUCUGACUGUGGCCGCCGUCGGCGCCGUUCCUGGAACGCGAUUUGAUGGUCCUGGAUCCGGAGACAGGCCGCAAAUGCAGCGGUCCCAGGGCCUUUUGGGGGAGAGCGGCUCAUUGUCCCCCGGGUUCAGCGUGAGGGAUCCUCAUUCUGGUGCUGGGCAGAGAGAUCCAGAAAGCGUCCACUGGGACCCGAAGCGCAUGCCCAGAGAAGUGACACGAAGGACACGUACUCAUGUUUGACUGCUGGAGGUUUGUCCUGUGCAAGAAAACUGGACGCAACCAUCAUUCUUCCCGGAGAGGCUCCGAUGAGGCCGAAAAAGAAGAAGGUGACCCUCAGAUCGACGUACCUGACGUCCUCAGGCUUGUCAGAGACCCACCAGAGGGGUCACAUUCACCUGCAGAUGAAAUCAUGCACCGGGACAUCACCCCACUCUGCGCCGCAGACAUCCAGGACCAGCUGAAGAAGCGCUUUGCAUAUCUGUCUGGCGGGCGCGGGCAGGACGGCAGCCCCGUCAUCACCUUCCCGGACUACCCGGCCUUCGGCGACGUCCCCGACAAGGAGUUCCAGAAUGUCAUGACCUACCUCACCAGCAUCCCCAGAUGCUGUGAGCCUGUGGACGCCUCGCGGAUUUUCUCCCAAAAGUGUAGCAAUGCCAUCAAGAGCGAUUUUAUAACAUGGACACACAGGGGGACCUCAGAUGCCAGGACUGAUGUAACCUUACAAGAUGCUGGCAUUGGAUUCAUCCUGGUCAUAGACCGAAGGCAGGACAAAUGGACCUCGGUGAAGGCAUCAAUCCUGCGAAUAGCAGCGUCCUUCCCAGCAAACCUCCAGCUCGUCCUGGUUCUGCGCCCAACAGGGUUUUUCCAAAGGACUCUCUCCGACCUCGCGUUCAAGUUCAAUAGAGAUGACUUCAAGAUGAAGGUGCCGGUCAUAAUGCUGAGCUCAGUACCAGAAUUACACGGUUACAUCGACAAGUCCCAGCUGACCGAGGACCUGGGCGGGACCCUGGAUUACUGCCACAGCAGGUGGCUGUAUCACCGCACAGCGAUCGAAAGUUUCGCCCUCAUGGUUAAGCAGACAGCUCAGAUGCUGCAGUCCUUCGGGACCGAGCUGGCUGAAACGGAGCUGCCCAACGACGUGCAGUCGACGAGCUCGGUGCUCUGUGAGCAUACAGAGAAGAAGGACAGAGCAAAGGAGGACAUGAGGUUGGCACUGGACGAGGGGCAGAGCAUCCUGGAGAACAUCAGGGAGCCACUGGCCAAGAGCGGGGAGCAGAGCCUGAACCAGGACCAGCUGGAUAACCAGACCACUGUGCAAAGGCUCCUGGCGCAGCUGAGCGAGACUGAGGCUGCCUUCGAUGAGUUCUGGGCAAAGCAUCAGCAGAAGCUCCAACAGUGUCUGCAGCUCCGGCAUUUUGAACAGGACUUUCGAGAGGACAAAGCCUCUUUAGACACACUGGCCCAGAAGAUAGCAACCUUCACCGAUGUGGGUAACAGCCUGGCGCACGCAGAGCACCUCCUGAAGGACCUUGCCAGCUUUGAGGAGAAGUCGAGUGCCUCUGUAGAGCGGGCCCGCGCCCUCUCCCUGGAGGGUGAGAAGCUCAUUGACAGCAAGCACUACGCCGUGGACUCCAUCCGCCCCAAGUGCCACGAGCUCCAGCACCUCUGUGACCAGUUCGCGGCCGAGGUGGAGAGGCGGAGGGGGCUGCUCAGCAAGUCCCUGGAGCUGCACGGCCUCCUGGAAGCAUCCAUGAGGUGGUGUGAUGAGGGGAUCUACCUGCUAGCCUCACAGCCUGUGGACAAGUGCCAGUCCCAGGACGGCGCGGAGGCGGCCCUGCAGGAAAUUGAGAAAUUCCUGGAGACCGGUGCAGAGAAUAAGAUCCAAGAGCUCAAUAAAAUUUACCAGGACUACGAGUCCAUCCUCACCAAAGACCUGAUGGAGCACGUGCAGAAGGUCUUCCAGAAGCAAGAGGGCAUGGAGGAGAUGUUCCACCGGAGACAGGCAAGCCUGAAGAAGCUGGCAGCCAAGCAGACGCGGCCCGUGCAGCCCGUGGCCCCCCGGCCAGAGGCGCUCACAAAAUCGCCCUGCCCCUCCCCAGGCAGCCGGAGAGGCUCUGAGAACAGUUCUGAGGGCAGCGCGCUCCGGAGAGGGCCCUACAGGAGGGCCAAGAGCGAGAUGAGUGAGAGCCGGCAGGGCCGGAGCAGCUCCACGGGGGAUGAGGAGGGAAGCCUGGCCGUCUUGCGGAGGCAUGUGAUGAACGAGCUCUUGGACACGGAACGGGUCUACGUGGAGGAGCUGCUCUGUGUCCUGGAGGGCUAUGCCGCUGAGCUGGAUAACCCGCUCAUGGCGCACCUCGUGUCACCGGGCCUCCAGAACAAGAAGGACGUUCUCUUUGGAAACAUGGAAGAGAUUUACCACUUUCAUAACAGAAUAUUCCUGAGGGAGCUGGAAGACUACGCAGGCUGCCCAGAGUUGGUCGGAAGGUGUUUCCUGGAACGGAUGGAAGAGUUCCAGAUCUACGAGAAGUAUUGUCAGAACAAGCCGCGCUCCGAGAGCCUGUGGAGACAGUGUUCCGACUGCCCGUUCUUUCAGGAGUGUCAGAGGAAGCUGGACCACAAGCUGAGUCUGGACUCCUACCUGCUGAAGCCGGUGCAGAGAAUCACCAAGUACCAACUGCUGCUCAAGGAGAUGCUAAAAUACAGCAAGAGCUGCGAGGGGGCCGAGGACCUGCAGGAGGCACUGAGCUCCAUCCUGGGCAUCCUCAAGGCUGUGAACGACUCCAUGCACCUGAUCGCCAUCACCGGCUACGACGGGAACCUGAGUGACCUGGGGAAGCUGCUGAUGCAGGGCUCGUUCAGUGUCUGGACGGACCACAAGAAGGGCCACACCAAGGUGAAGGACCUGGCCAGGUUCAAGCCCAUGCAGCGGCACCUCUUCCUGCACGAGAAGGCUGUGCUCUUCUGCAAGAAGAGGGAGGAGAACGGGGAAGGGUACGAGAAAGCCCCUUCCUACAGCUACAAGCAGUCCCUGAACAUGGCGGCCGUCGGCAUAACAGAGAACGUGAAGGGCGACGUGAGGAAGUUUGAGAUCUGGUACAACGCCAGGGAGGAGGUGUACAUUGUACAGGCACCGAGCCCUGAAAUCAAAGCUGCGUGGGUGAGUGAGAUCCGCAAGGUGCUGACCAGCCAGCUGCAAGCCUGCAGAGAAGCCAGCCAGCACAGAGUGCUCGAGCAGUCCCAGAGCCUGCCUCUGCCCGCACCGCCCAGCACCAGUCCCUCGAAAGGGAGCACGAGGAACAUCAAGAAGUUGGAAGAAAGGAAAACUGACCCCCUCAGCCUGGAAGGAUACGUGAGCUCCACGUCGUUGCCGAAGCCCCCCGAGAAGGGCAGAGCUUCUCCUACCAGCCCUGACAAAAAAGCUAAGCGACACGAAGUAAAGAGCGACCCAACGCCUUUUGGUUUACGAGGUUGGAGCAAAACGUCUCAGCCCUCGGAGGCCCCUGAGGACAAUGACGGCUGGUCCAGUGCCGAGGAGCUGAUUAAUUCCUCAGACGCAGAGGAGGAAGGCAGAGUGGGCGCCAGGAAGCUGGUUCCAGGAAAGUACACGGUCGUGACGGGCGACGAGAAGGAAAGCCCCGACGCGCUUGCCGUGAGAAGUGGGGACGUGGUGGAGGUGGUCCACGAGGGCGACGAGGGCCUUUGGUAUGUCAGGAACCUGACCUCCAGCAAGGAGAGCUGGGUGCCGGCCAGCAGUCUGUCCACGCUCCUCAGCACGUCCGGCUCGGCUCAGUGCCUGAGCAGCUCAGGUAAGGCCCCCACACCCCGCGCAGGCCGCGCCCCGAGCCCGCGGGGUUCCACAGCCGUGAGCUUGAGUGUGCAGAUGCACAGCCGCAGCCGUUCUUGCCUGGUUUUCCCGCAGAGUCCAGUGCGGGGUCCACCCUGCUGAGCACCUCCUCCAGCUGCAGCGAGAGCUGUGGGGCCCCCCUCUCAGACCUCCAGGGGUAGCGCCGGGCCCUGCAGGAGGCCGUGCAGCCUGCGAGCCUCUAAGUUUUCCUUUGCUUGGGCUUGCUUAGUUUGGUGAGGGGACGGUGCUCUAAGACCCUGGGGAAGGAGGACCCUGACAAGACCCCGAGGAGCCGCCUGCCGCCCACGGAACUUCGAGGUGCAGACGCAGGGGCCCGCAGAGGGAAGGUUCUGGAAGGUUCUGCCCCGCGGCCUCCACGCCGGGACCACCGCCGACGAGGGUGCAGAAGCCAGUUGCACAGGAGGACCAAGGUACACUGAGCUUUCCAGGAAAACCAGGACGGAACGAGGGCGCCAGGCCGUGGAGAGGAGCCCGUCCCAGCCGCUCUACGUGGUUCCAGGCAUUUCUGGUCUGGUGCUUCCUGCAGGAAUAGGCAUAUGUUGUGGGAGUGACGAGUCCACUGACCCAGCAGCUCGGUGGGGAAACUGUUUUGUCUUUUACAAGUUUUUUUUAAAGCAGGGAUUAAUUCCAUGGCCAUUUUUUGUGGUACUCUGGCCGCUAAUCUUUACCAAGAAUCACUGUGUUUACAUGAAAUGACAAUUUGAUACUGUAUUUGAUACAAAACUAUUUUCUGUUACCGGGGUUUACACAACAGCACGUUGUUUAUACUGCUGGGAGGUAUGGGGGCUCUCGUGGGGAUGGAAGCCCUCGCCAAGGCCCGCCGGGCUACAGGCAGAUGAACACACGCCCCCCGAUAAAAUCCAGCAGCAUUUCUACAAACAGAGGCAGUGGAAACCAAGGAGAGUCCCUUAUCUGUGCAGGUUAAUUUUCAAAAGAAUAUUUAAACUAUAAUUUAAGAUAUUUAGCUUCUUUUCUACAAAAAAAUGGAACUUGAUUUUUUUAACUAGCUUCACUGAAUUAGGAUUUUUUAUUGUUUUUAAAGAAUAAGUAAAGAUGCGGUUUUUGUAGGGUGCCCUUUGAGCGAGCAGUACCCACACGGGCUCGGUGAAAGCGCCAGCCUCCGGAGGCCCCCACCGCCGCCUCCCGCGCUCGGUAAAUCCCCCGAGCUCGGAAACGCAAGGAGUUCAUUACUGAAACCGAGGCAGAACCAGAAAGAAAACUCUUGUUUUACCUUUUUGUGUUCAGAAACAAAUUCUGUUCUUCGGAAACACUGUCUGUAUCUGGUGGGGGCAGAUAUUUUUAUACGUGUGCAUAUGUGGGUGUGUGUACAUAGGUGUCCCGUGUCAGGGAUGCACCACGGCCCCCGCGAUGCUGGAAACUGUCACUUCACAGCCCUCCCUGAGCCCCGCGCCUGCCGUGCCCGCUGCGCCUGCCCGCCGCCUGCAAGGCCCCCUCCGGCCCACCUCUGCAGUGCGUCCCAACAGCUUUCCUCGGUGUCUGGUUGUGGGAACGUGACGCUUCUGCAGGUUACUCCACGCGCUGCUCGUCCAGAGUCCACCCCGGCCGCCUCGGCCGUGUCACCACCACUGGGGGCCCAUCUUCAUUAAGGCACUUUAAAACCUCCUGUCCCGUCACUGCUUCUUGUUUCGUUUCAGGUCUUUUUUUUUUUUUUUUUUCCUGCUGAUGUAAUGAAAUUUAAAAAUCAGAGUUCUUUAUUGUAUGGAUGGAGUUUGAAUAAAUAUCAGCCCCUCUCGC